This is a messenger RNA of Fusarium odoratissimum NRRL 54006, 1999 nucleotides long. RefSeq lists its product as uncharacterized. Gene Ontology annotation, molecular function: mannan endo-1,6-alpha-mannosidase activity. Gene Ontology annotation, biological process: carbohydrate catabolic process; fungal-type cell wall biogenesis. The record is from RefSeq and is a predicted model, not a curated record. Lineage: Eukaryota; Fungi; Ascomycota; Sordariomycetes; Hypocreales; Nectriaceae. Bases 109 to 1455 code for a protein of 448 amino acids. The transcript is spliced from 3 exons.
UUACAAUUUUUGUCUGAUGAUAAAAACCUUCACGUCAGCCCAAUUCCUAAAGUUGCAGUAACCUUAUCAGUCUUCUCCACACUCGUUUCUUAUUUCCGUCGUAACACAAUGGGUGUAUUCCAGAAGGGUGCUGGCCUUGUGCUAUUUUUGGCACAGUUUGCACCUGUCCAGUCUAUGAAGCUUGACAGCAAGGAUGGCAUCUUAGACGCGUCUAAGGGUCUUGCUGGGGAUCUCAUCAGUUUCUACAAGGGCAAUGAGACUGGUCAAACCCCUGGUCUUCUGCCCGAAAGGACUAUGGGAACAGAUGGGUACUAUUGGUACCAGUCGGGGGCGUUCAUGGGUUCUUUUGUGGACUAUUGGCAAUUGACAGGCGACAAGACCUACAACAAGCUUAUUACGGAGGGCAUUCAGUGGCAGGUUGGCAAGGGAAAGGACUUCAUGCCCGCCAACAACACUGCGAGCAUGGGCAACGACGACCAGUCUAUUUGGGCCUCUGCUGCACUGACAGCCGCCGAAUAUGGCUAUCCUGAACCCUCUGAAGGCCAACCUGAAUGGCUUGAUCUUGCCGUUGCAGUCUGGGAAGAGCAACGCGCACGAUGGGACACAGAAGUAGCGCAGAAGACCUGCAAUGGCGGUCUUCGAUGGCAAAUCAUGAUGACCAAUGCUGGUUUCGAUUACAAGUCGACACUUGCCAAUGUUCUUUUCUUCAAUCUUGGCGCUCGUCUCGCUAGACUCACAUCCAACGAGACAUACGCCGACUAUGCCUCAAAGACCUGGGACUGGCUCGAGACCAGUGAGUUAAUCGACAAGGAGACUUGGGCAGUCUAUGAUGGUGCUCAAGCUACAAAGGCGACCAAGAACUGCUCAAAUGUCAACCAGAUCCAGUGGUCUGCCAAUUCGGCAGGACUCACCAUGGGUGCUGCAUUCAUGUACAACUUUACUGAAGGAUCAGAUGAAUGGAGGAAACGUACCGAGAACCUCGCAUCAGCAACCUUGGGGACAUUCUUCAAAAAGAAUGGCGACUUCAAUGAGAUCGCGUGUGCGAAUAGCAAAGGAAAAUGCCCUCGCGACAUCGUCAUGUACAAAGGCUUCACGCACCGAUGGCUUGCCGUGGCCACCCAGGUGGCUCCCUUUACAGCCAGUUCCAUACUCCCUGUCCUUCGAAAAUCGGCCGAGGGCCUGAAGGCAGAGGGAAAUGGCGGUGAUGCUUUGGAACAGAAGUUCUCCAACUUUGUUGUUGUUUCCAACUUGUUGAUCGAUGACUCUUCUGCCCCUGGACAUCAGAAUGAGACCGGCAAGACGGACAAGGCGGAGGACUCUCCCUCUUCGACAUCUACGCCUGCUUCCAAGUCGUCGUCUGCUGAGGCUGAGGGCAACUCUGCCAUCAAGCUCACAGGUUCAAGUAGCUUCCUGGCUUUAUCCGUUCUUAUAAUGGCUUCCCAAUGGAUCUUGUAGAUUCAUAGCUGAGUAGGGUUGGAACUUGACCUGAUUAUUGCUUGAAUGACAUGAGUCAACGUGUAUAGAGAUUUAUGAGAUGAAAGAAACUAUAGAAUACCUUAACGGCAUGUUCAUAUAAUAAUCGCUGACCCGAUUUGGGCGACAUACUUGUAAUUCCAACUGAGAAUGAGACAACAUGACCAACUCGGAGCCAAAUCUAGGUCCCGGUGGAGACCGACGAUAGCUUCCAGGCUUUGGGCCGCAUCGGAGGCUAAGUGGGCCUCUAGAAACUUUCCGAAGGUCCGGUGGAAUAGAGACCGAAGUCUACCGAAGCUUGGGGUUGAUGGUGGAUCAUUGCGCGUUGGACAUCGUCCCAGCAUCAAGUUUACAAUCACGGCGACGCGUAUUCAGUUUUGACAGGUUAUCGAUCAUUAUAUACAAUUGCUAGAACUAUAAACGCCUAGUAAUCAGAUCCAGGUUAUGUACAAAUCGAGGAAAAGUCUUUACUCUGCUCGGUCAAUCGCAGCUGCUUUCCUUGCUAAAAUCCAAUGAUCCCUUGCCA